Molecule: messenger RNA, 807 nt
Organism: Hemisphaericaspora subhashii
Lineage: Eukaryota; Fungi; Ascomycota; Pichiomycetes; Serinales; Debaryomycetaceae
Exons: 2
Coding region: 1-807 (268 amino acids)
Source: RefSeq, a predicted model, not a curated record
AUGAGUCAACCGGAAGAGAAUUCACACUGUAUUACGAUUGGAUCAUUACUAUCAGUUGGUCCAUCCAUAACAACUAAUUCACUUAGUUUUGACCACGCAUUUGCUGUUACUAAUUCAAUAUUGAUGGAAAGAGAAGAUGAAAAUGAUAAUGAUAAUUUCGAUGAUUAUACUCCUAGAUCGAUGUUAAAUCAUUUCAAUACUGUUGCAACUACCGCUGAAAUUAAUUCAAAUAUAUUCACAAAUUCUUCCUUAUCAAAUCUGUUAGAAUUAUUAAUUAGAAGAUCAGUUAAUGAGGCAAAUGCUGAAGAGAUUAGAGAAGUUCAAAGAAGUUCAAGUGAUGGUAAUAUAAAUUCAUUCAUUAAUUAUUCAGAAAUUAUUCAAGAGUCCUCCAAUUCAGCUAUAGCAACUACUACUCCAAUACAGAGUUCUAUAUCCAGGAAACGUCAAUUAUCAAAGAAUACAAGUUGUGAAUUAAUACAUAAGCAAUCUAAAAGAUAUAAUAGCAUCAAUGAUGAUAAAGCUGCUGUCAAUGAGACUAACAUCAAUAAAGAAAAUAUUCAUCCUUCUAGUGAUUCCCUACUAUCUGAAAUUGAUGAUUCAGUAAAAGCUGAACUUGAAGUUCUAUUUCCUAACUCCAGUGCUUCUCAAAAUAAUAGCUUCCAUCCCAUAAACUCGCUCAAUCUUCAUACUCCUACCGAUCCAACUAAUUUCUCAAACAAGGGAUAUCUUGCCAUAUUAGCUCGUGAAUCUUCUAUAAGAAUACCAGAAUUUGUCGAAUGUUUAGAUUACAAACUUAAUAAUCUCUAA